Molecule: messenger RNA, 953 nt
Organism: Medicago truncatula (barrel medic)
Lineage: Eukaryota; Viridiplantae; Streptophyta; Magnoliopsida; Fabales; Fabaceae
Exons: 5
Coding region: 128-814 (228 amino acids)
Molecular function (GO): protein binding
Source: RefSeq, a predicted model, not a curated record
GAUAUAGUUAUCCAAUAUCUCUUCAAGCAUUAAAUGGCUGCCACAUACUCAAAGUGACAAGUCCAUGUCCCAUGAAACCAAAAGCAAACAACUAGUUCUCAUUUUUCAGUCACUGAGCUAAGCAAAAAUGGAAGGCAUUGUAAAAUCUCUCUACCUUCCAAAAAUUCCAAAGUCUCAAACAUGUUCUGGUUCUCUUCUGAAUUCACCACUUUUAUUACACUCCAAUGCCACUUCAGUAACUUUCAAUUCAGCAACACAUCAUUUGCACAAGUGCUUUCUUUUUCAGCAACCAGGUGGUGUUAUACAUCCCAAAGCACAGGAAAAGGUGAACCUAGGAGCUAUACAUGCAUCAAAAGCUACAACUCCAACAACAACUACUACACAAAGAUGGAUUCUUGAACCAGUUGGAGAUGGUGAUUCAAGGCAUAUAGGCUUCAAGGUUGAGAGGCCAGGUGCAUAUGAAAUUACUUCUAAUGAAGUCACUGUAGGACGUGUUCCAGAGAAAGCUGAUUUAGUGAUCCCGGUUGCAACAGUGUCAGGUGUGCAUGCACGCAUUCGGAUAAAACAAGACAAUCUUCUUGUUAUAGAUUUGGAUAGCACCAAUGGAACAUUCAUUGGUGACAAAAGGCUGAAACCUGGAGUAGUUACCACUGUAUCUUCUGGGAGUUAUAUUACUUUUGGGGACACUAAUUUGGCUAUGUUCCGUGUGUCGAAAAUAGAAGAGAAGGCUGCAGAUACAGUUGGAGAACCAGAAGGUGAAUUAGAGAAUGAUGGCAAAUCUGAUAGUACUGAAACAAGUUCAACUUCUAGUUGAAAAACAUACUACUUUGUUUUGUAUAGUGAAACUAUUCAGCUUUGUUUUGCAAUGCCAUUUUGAUACAAAGCAUAUUCUACUGUUGAUAGCUGAUAUUCUGCUCACAUAAAUGAAAGUUAGUUCUUCAUUUUCUUUUCUA